AGACAAACACACACAUUCUCUCCGCGUUGAACACCAUCUCCACUCUCCUCCUUCCUUCAGUUCUCUCUGAAUCUCCUUCAAUGGCGACUACCCCAUCGGUGCCACUGUUGAAAGAUGAGCUUGACAUCGUGAUCCCCACGAUCCGCAACCUUGACUUCUUGGAGAUGUGGAGGCCCUUCUUCCAGGGCUACCAUCUCAUCAUCGUUCAGGAUGGUGACCCAUCGAAGACCAUCAACGUCCCUGAAGGCUUCGAUUACGAGCUCUACAACCGCAACGACAUCAACAGGAUCUUGGGUCCUAAAGCCUCCUGCAUCUCCUUCAAGGACUCCGCUUGCCGCUGCUUCGGUUACAUGGUGUCGAAGAAGAAGUAUGUCUACACCAUCGAUGAUGACUGCUUUGUUGCUAAGGACCCAUCUGGCAAGGACAUCAAUGCACUUGAGCAGCACAUUAAGAAUCUGCUUACUCCAUCCACUCCACAUUUCUUCAACACCCUUUAUGAUCCUUACAGGGAAGGUGCUGAUUUCGUGCGUGGAUACCCUUUCAGUCUCCGUGAAGGUGCCCCCACUGCUGUUUCUCAUGGCCUUUGGCUCAACAUUCCUGACUAUGAUGCUCCAACACAGCUUGUCAAGCCCCGUGAGAGGAACACCAGGUAUGUUGAUGCGGUUAUGACCAUUCCCAAAGGAACAUUGUUCCCCAUGUGCGGUAUGAAUCUGGCCUUCGACCGCCAGCUGAUUGGACCUGCAAUGUACUUUGGACUCAUGGGUGAUGGCCAGCCUAUUGGACGAUACGAUGAUAUGUGGGCUGGGUGGUGCAUUAAGGUUAUCUGUGACCAUUUGGGCCUGGGAGUCAAGACUGGUCUUCCAUACAUAUGGCACAGCAAAGCAAGCAACCCGUUUGUUAACCUCAAGAAGGAGUACAAAGGCAUCUUCUGGCAAGAAGAGAUCAUUCCAUUUUUCCAAUCUGCUACCCUUCCAAAAGACUGCACCUCUGUUCAAAAGUGCUACAUUGAACUCUCCAAGCAAGUCAAGGAGAAGCUUGGCCCUGUUGAUCCCUAUUUCAACAAGCUAGGCGAUGCUAUGGUCACCUGGAUUGAAGCUUGGGAUGAGCUUAACAACUCGUCUGAAGAGGUCUCUUCAAAGCCUAAUGGGGCUGCUGCCAAGUGAACAACUUUGUAGUUGCAGGGCGUAGUUUACAAAUGGAGUUAGUUCCAUCUCAGUUUUAAUUUAUCAUCUUGGUCAUAGAUAUUUGUUGUCAUUAUUAUUUUUAUUGAUAUUGCUAGACUCUGCAGAGUGCCCAACAAUUUUAUUGAUAUUUAUGUCGUUAUUAUAUUGAUAUUAUUAUCCUUAUUGUA
This is a messenger RNA of Lotus japonicus, 1351 nucleotides long. Its product is annotated as probable UDP-arabinopyranose mutase 2. The record is from RefSeq and is a predicted model, not a curated record. Gene Ontology annotation, molecular function: UDP-arabinopyranose mutase activity. The transcript has 4 exons. Gene Ontology annotation, biological process: UDP-L-arabinose metabolic process; plant-type cell wall biogenesis. Gene Ontology annotation, cellular component: Golgi apparatus; cytosol. Lineage: Eukaryota; Viridiplantae; Streptophyta; Magnoliopsida; Fabales; Fabaceae. The coding region runs from base 81 to 1163 and encodes 360 amino acids.